Messenger RNA from Paramisgurnus dabryanus, 1054 nucleotides. The record is from RefSeq and is a predicted model, not a curated record. Lineage: Eukaryota; Metazoa; Chordata; Actinopteri; Cypriniformes; Cobitidae.
UCCAGGCUCCAUUGGAAAGCAUUCCAGGGAGCUCAUCAGAUUCAAAGCUGUCCUUCAUUUAUUCAUCCUUCUCGUUUUUCCCCAUUAAAGCAUCACGCUACAGAAAGCGAGAAGCUGUGUUCAUGCCAAAAUGGGAUGUGGAAAUUCUUCAGCUACCAGCACAACAGCGGGAGGUCCUGCAGAGGCUGUCAAAGAUGUGACAGAAGAACCUUCACCAGAUGAUGAGAAACGAAGGAACUAUGGAGGUGUGUAUGUUGGGCUUCCUGCUGACCUGACCACAGUAGCUGCCAGCCAAUCAAAAUCCUCACGUAAAGACUAAAAACAGAUCAAGGUCUGGUUUCUCUAGAAUCAAAGCUAUGCAGUCGCUGUUUUUGAAGACAUCUGAAUAAAGCAGACGGAGUGACUUCUUUAAUGUCCUGGAGGCAAAGAGAACCGAGCUGACUUUGGAACCGAAAAUGUUGGUGUAUGACAUCACUGUGACAUCAUGACGGCUGGAACACAGAGGCUUCUGUUUGAAACACUGAGCAUUAUUGUGGUAUUAAGUGUAGAUUGUGUUGCCAUGGGAACUGUCGCUGUCUGACCUCUCCUUACUAAUGUGGUGAUGGUCACCCGGGAUGAUUUUCUGGGGUUUUGGAGUCACCAUGGGAGAUUCUAGCCGAGACAUCAGGACUCAAUAAGACCGGAUCAACUCUCUGCAAUAAAAGUUUUGGUACGUUUUCAGAUAGAGUGAUCUAAACGUUUUACACAGUGUAAGAAAGUUAGCUGAAACAUUUAGCACUAAGAUGACUAGAGCUGGCGACAUGACUACUGAAUUGAAUUUGUAGACACACAAAUGACAUGAACAUAUAGAUUGUAGUUUUCUAAUACACUUUGAUAAUCAUCACAUCAUCUCAUUAUUAUAAUAAACUCAUUCUCAUUUACUAAUCUUAGAGUCCUUAUAUUUAUUCUCUUGCUAUAUUUAAUACUAUUUCAGGAUACUGACUUGUGAUUGUACUAUUAACAUUUUAUGUGUCAAAUGUGAAUUAUGUAUAUGACAUUAAAAUACACAUUUUUA